AUGGCGGUGUCCGUCCUUGGGAAGUUCGGCCUCGACGAGUUCGUCCGCUCGGCGCCGCCCAUGGCUCAGCACACCGCCGAGUGGCGGCAGAUCGACCAGACGGUCGUCAAUUGGAUCUACACCACCGUCAACAAAAGUGUCUUCGACAUCAUCUACCGCCCGCGCGUCUCCGCGUUCACCCUCUGGACCGAGCUGCGGUCCAUCACGCAAGGCGACGCCGGCAUCGACGAGUACUGCUCCCAUCUCAAGCACCUCGCCGACAAACUUCGUGACAUUGGCCAGCCCGUCUCGGAAACGAGCCAAGUGCUCAACCUUCUCCGCGGCCUGAACCCCAGGUACCGCCACGUCAAGCCGGUGAUCACCUCCAGGCGCCCGCCCCACACCUUCCAGAGCGCGCGCUCCUUCCUCGCCCUUGAGGAACUCCAGCUGAAGCAUGAUGACAAGACGGAGGCCGGUCAGGCGUUCCUCGCCGGCCACGGCGGUCCUGCCAACUCUGGCGGAUCCGCAUCUCACGGGAGCUCCUCUGGCCAUGGGGCCCCUUCCUCCGGCACCGGCGGCUCCCCCGGCGGCGACACCGGUGGCAACCGCGGCUACCGCACCAAGAACAAGCGUCGUGGCUGCGGUCCCAACGGCGGAUCCGCGCCCUCCGGCGGCGCAGGCGCAGGCGGCACAGGCGGUGCCUCCUAG
Messenger RNA from Panicum virgatum (switchgrass), 687 nucleotides. Its product is annotated as keratin, type I cytoskeletal 9-like. Lineage: Eukaryota; Viridiplantae; Streptophyta; Magnoliopsida; Poales; Poaceae. Bases 1 to 687 code for a protein of 228 amino acids. The transcript has 2 exons. The record is from RefSeq and is a predicted model, not a curated record.